This is a messenger RNA of Cylicocyclus nassatus, 1414 nucleotides long. NCBI's taxonomy places the organism in Eukaryota, Metazoa, Nematoda, Chromadorea, Rhabditida, Strongylidae. The record is from the annotation of a GenBank genome assembly.
AUGGUCAAUACUAGAUAUGAAACAAUUGUCAUCAAGAGAAGUCUUGUUUGCCGACAUUGGCUACCAUACCUCCCGCUUCAUUCCAGUUCAAUCCUUUCCAAUACACAUAGACCAAAAGCUAUGUUCAAAUCGGUGACGAUUGAUUCCACAAUCUUCGCUUUGUCUGCAAUUUUAAUGUACGGUCUAGACCACGUGGAGUCUGCCACUGCCAUCAAAUUUCCACUGUUAUCUGUACCUAAUGGAUACGCGCAAACAAUCAGCAUAGGAGGUGAUCAAGAGUUUACUGUAAUGGUUACCUUGCGCAAUUCUAUGUUUUGGGUACCAAGCAUAGACUGCAGGAGCUGUGGACGUAGACAUAAAUUUGACCCAUCCUUGUCUUCUUCUUUCAAACCGGACGGAACAAAGUGGGAACAUAAAUACUGGAUUGGGACAGUACGUGGUAUACUAGGAAACGACGAAAUAAAGGGCCGGAUUCGUCUUUGUUAUAACUGCACGUUUGGAAUGGCUAAAAAAAUGGAAAAUUUUGAAGAUCUGCACACAGACGGAAUGCUUGGACUUUCAGCUUCUACUGGCACACCAUUUUGCCGACCAUUUCUCUUCCAGACGUCUUACUCUUUUGUUAUCGACUUCGUUUCAAAUCCUAAAGGCGGAGCCGGUUAUGUGACAUAUGGAGACUCAGUUGGUUGCCCUUUUCAAGAAGAAAAAGUUUUGGAGUACGAUUAUUUGAGAGAAAGCUCCUACGAAUUUCAGGUUCAACUAGAAAUGGGAGACUUCAAGCCGUUCAGCUUAUCCGCAACUCCUGAACUAGUUCCAUAUAUUGCUGGUCCAUUAGCAAUUAUCGAAGGAAUCGCCAAUUGCGCAGGAGCUGAGUACAUCGACGGAUACUAUGAGGUUAGCUGCAAAGAUAUGGACACUAUACCAGAUCUGAUCAUCACUGAUUGGAUAACAUCCUUCCCUAUAACAUCGGAUAAGCUCAUCAGAAAGAUAGAAGGUAGAUGCAUACUUGCAUUGGCCGUUCAAUCCAGCAUUGGCUUUGGUCCUGAAAUUUACUUUGGUAGUCCGUUAUUUGAACAAUACUGCGUGCGCGUGGAUACCAAAACCAAAACUGUUGUAUUAGCUCGUGAUAAAGCUACGUCUAUAACAACUACUCUCUCAAGGACAUGCAAAUCUCGAACCAGCUCUACCGGCUUUCCUCCUAGUAGAUCCAGCAAAUCUCAAACCAGCUCUACCGGCUUUCCUCCUAGUAGAUCCAGCAAAUCUCGAACCAGCUCUACCGGCUUUCCUCCUAGUAGCUCCACUCAAAGCACAAACACAACAGAAGCAUUGGUCACAACUACAAAGAUAACAGCAUUUGACUCGUACAGAUAUCCUCUCGUUUUCUUAAUUCUUUCGCUCCUAUUCAUGUACUAAGAGG